GCACAAGCAGGCAGGCAGAUAAAAGCCGGCCCGGCCUGCCUACCUUGCCUUAUCCCUCUCCGCCUCCGACCGAGAGCCCUCCCUCCCUCCAUCUUCCUCCCCACCCGGCGAUUGAGAAAGGUGUCCCCGGCUAGUAGGUAGAAUGCUGCUGAGCUCCCCCUUGGUGUCCCCGGCGCUGCGGGUCCCUCCGCGGCCGGGGAAUGGCUGUCGCCUCCGGAUCGAGGCGGCGAGGCAGCUGACGGGGCGGGUGGUGACGACCAAGGCGGACAAGACGGUGGGCGUGGAGGUGGUGCGCCUGGCGCCGCAUCCCAAGUACAAGCGCCGAGAGCGUAUCAAGAAGAAGUACCAGGCGCACGACCCCGACAACCAGUUCAAGGUCGGCGACGUCGUCGAGCUCCGAAGCUCCCGCCCCAUCUCCAAGACCAAGCACUUCAUCGCCGUUCCGCUCCCGCCCCGCGACACCCGCCGCAAGUCGCAGCUCCUCCCGCCGCUCCAGUCGCAGCAGGCCGCCGAAGACGACGACCAGCAGCCGCUGCCCUCCACGGCACAGUGACCGACCCGCCGACCCGACCGCCAUUAUUCCUAUUCCCUUGCCUCUGCGGAACCAACCACUCUUCAAGUUGUGUAAUUUGGCCAAAAUUUCCCCUACCUACUUUACUUAUUAUUAUUGCGUCUGCGUAUGGUUUGCCGUUUCCUUUAAUCUCGUUCUCGCAACCACCACCAUCAUCGUCAUCAUAUAGAGCUUGUGUUUGAUUGGUUUUUA
This is a messenger RNA of Panicum virgatum (switchgrass), 763 nucleotides long. RefSeq names its product 30S ribosomal protein S17, chloroplastic-like. Gene Ontology annotation, molecular function: structural constituent of ribosome. The record is from RefSeq and is a predicted model, not a curated record. Gene Ontology annotation, biological process: translation. Gene Ontology annotation, cellular component: ribosome. The transcript has a single exon. The coding region runs from base 143 to 553 and encodes 136 amino acids. Lineage: Eukaryota; Viridiplantae; Streptophyta; Magnoliopsida; Poales; Poaceae.